AUAAAAACAAUAAUGGGACGAAAUCAUGACACAAGGUGAUGUCAAAUACUCUUAUUAAGACAGACUAUUUAUGUCCGGUAUUUUCGGAAAUGUUAGCGGUUGUGGGUUAUUUGUUCAUUUGUGUUUUGUCAGAUAGAAAUGGUGUUCGAGGAACAAAAUCCGAUUUCAGCUUUAGGAUAAUCGAUGGUAUGUUAGCAGAUAUCAAGGAAUUUCCUUACCAAGUCUCAAUAAUGUAUCAGGGUGAACAUCAUUGUGGAGGAAGUAUAAUUUCCACGAAAUACAUCCUUACAGCAGCUCACUGUGCGAACCAAAUCCCAGCCAAGGAUUUCUCAGUUAGAGUGGGUUCAACUACCAUAGACAAGGGUGGAGUAGUCCACGAGGUCGAGAAAGUUAUUGUCCAUCCCAACUUUACGAGUAAAUAUGAGAAUGACGUUGCUCUACUUGAACUUUCAACCCCAUUAGAGUUCAAUAACAAAGUGAGACCAGUAAAAUUAGCCGAGUAUCGUCAAAGACUCCCUCCGGCUGGAACACUAGCAUUGGUUUCUGGAUGGGGAAGAACUAACGCCACAGUGAACGAAAUGUCCCCCCAUUUACUAGCUAUCGAAGUACCCCUUCUACCCCACAAACAAUGUCAACAAUUGUAUCGAGAAAGAAAACACGUAGUUGACAAUAAGAUGUUUUGCGCUGGAAGAGUAGAAGGUGGUAGAGAUUCCUGUUUAGGGGACAGUGGUGGAGCCAUUGUGAUCAAUGAAAUUCAAUAUGGCAUUGUCUCAUGGGGAAUUGGAUGUGCACUGAAGAACAGGCCUGGAGUUUAUGCUUCUGUUCCCCGGUUAAGAAAAUAUAUAUUUAUGAAUUCUGGAGUAUAGUGAUGAAAUAAUUUAAAUGAAAAAAUAAUACUUUC
Messenger RNA from Coccinella septempunctata (seven-spotted ladybird), 901 nucleotides. RefSeq names its product trypsin-3-like. Gene Ontology annotation, biological process: proteolysis. The record is from RefSeq and is a predicted model, not a curated record. The transcript has 4 exons. Gene Ontology annotation, molecular function: serine-type endopeptidase activity. Lineage: Eukaryota; Metazoa; Arthropoda; Insecta; Coleoptera; Coccinellidae. The coding region runs from base 39 to 866 and encodes 275 amino acids.